This is a messenger RNA of Scatophagus argus, 1406 nucleotides long. RefSeq names its product MAD2 mitotic arrest deficient-like 1 (yeast) (gene mad2l1). The record is from RefSeq and is a predicted model, not a curated record. NCBI's taxonomy places the organism in Eukaryota, Metazoa, Chordata, Actinopteri, Scatophagidae. Gene Ontology annotation, cellular component: nucleoplasm; cytoplasm; kinetochore. The coding region runs from base 138 to 746 and encodes 202 amino acids. The transcript is spliced from 5 exons. Gene Ontology annotation, biological process: mitotic spindle assembly checkpoint signaling.
ACGUCAUCAACAGCGCGCCGACAUAUCACGCAUGCGUGUGACCAAGCAAAUUUCAAACUGGACGGCGGGUUGAGUUGCGACCUGGAAAGAAAAAAAGAAAGGUUCAUUGUCGAGUAUUUAACCAAAGGUGUAAGAAAAUGACCAGUUCGUUGAAAGGGAUUACUCUUAAAGGAAGCGCGGAGCUGGUGGCUGAGUUCUUUUCGUUCGGCAUCAACAGUAUCCUGUACCAGCGGGGCAUUUAUCCUCCAGAGACAUUCACUAGAGUCACCCAUUAUGACAUGAGCCUUCAACUUACCACUGAUCCCAAACUGAAGAACUACCUGACAAAUGUGGUGUCUCAACUCAAAGAGUGGCUGUUUGAGUGCACAGUUCAGAAGCUGGUGUUGGUGAUCACGUGUUUGGAAACAAACGAGGUGCUGGAGAGAUGGCAGUUUGACAUCGAGUGUGACAAGACGGCCAAGGAGAGCAGUGCUCCCAGAGAAAAGUCCAUUAAGACCAUUCAAGAUGAGAUCCGCUCUGUUAUCAGACAGAUAACAGCCACGGUUACCUUCCUGCCCCUGCUGGAGACGCCAUGUGCAUUUGACCUCCUCGUCUACACGGACAAAGACCUGGUGAUUCCUGAAAAGUGGGAAGAAUCUGGACCGCAGAUCAUCGACCAAUCGGAAGAAGUGCGUUUACGCUCCUUCACCACUUCUAUCCACAAGGUGAACAGCAUGGUGGCGUACAAGAGGACCGAAUCAGUUUAAAGUUCUAAAUCAUGAUCCCACCUCCAUCUCAUGAGAUGGGUAUAGCACCAACCACUACCCCUUAGAGAAAACAAUAGAUCUUAAACUGCCUUGUCCAGCUUCACUCUAUUGUCUAUAUCUCUGUCCAAAUCUUGUACACUGAAGACCCAGUGUUCCCCCUGCCUUCCAUUUUUGAACUUUCCCUGUCUUUUUGUGAAGGAUGUUGUGGCAAGCUGAGCUGUCUUCAACUGAUGUAAAUAUUUCUCUUAAGCAGUGAUUGUCUAUUAGGACCAACUGUCUCUUUGUUACUGUAUUUCUGUACUUCUCUCAAGAUGUCAACCUCUGUUUUAGAAGCUAGUAGUUUAUAUGUUAAACUUUUAUAAAAUGUCAAACAUCUGUCACAAAGGGUUUUUUUUAGGAGUUUACUACUUUUGACCAGUAGGUGGCAGUGCAACAUAAAUUCACUGGUUGGUUUUGAGUGAAUCUGUAUGGGCUUGCUAAAAUAAUUCAUAAUGGUACUGUGUAAGAGUAGAUUUUCUCAUCAGCAGUACACACUUGCAAGUCCUUUAUCCAAAAAGAAAAAAAAAAAAAAGGAACUCAUUGAUGUCAUGCUCUCUUACAUACAUAAAUCAAAUCACAAAAGGAAUCAGAAUUCUCCAAAAGAAUCCAGAGACUGAAUGA